Messenger RNA from Dromaius novaehollandiae (emu), 2772 nucleotides. RefSeq names its product Rho family GTPase 3 (gene RND3). Bases 185 to 919 code for a protein of 244 amino acids. Gene Ontology annotation, molecular function: protein kinase binding; GTPase activity; GTP binding. The record is from RefSeq and is a predicted model, not a curated record. Gene Ontology annotation, biological process: small GTPase-mediated signal transduction. Lineage: Eukaryota; Metazoa; Chordata; Aves; Casuariiformes; Dromaiidae. Gene Ontology annotation, cellular component: cytosol. The transcript has 5 exons.
UGUGCGCGGGACCGGCGCGGCGGCGGUUUGGUCGUGCCGGCGUGUCCCGCGGUCCGGCCACUUCCAUCUGCGCUGGCGCCUCCUUAUUUAUUUUUUGGGGGGGACAAACGAGUUUUUUUGUUUUUUGGGUUUUUUCUUUUUUUUCCCCAUCUGCCUUCCUGCCCGCGGGACUAAGGCGACCUCAAUGAAGGAAAGAAGAGCGAGCCAGAAAUUAUCCAGCAAGGCGGUCAUGGAUCCUAACCAGAACGUGAAGUGCAAGAUCGUGGUGGUGGGGGACAGCCAGUGCGGGAAGACGGCGCUGCUCCACGUCUUCGCCAAGGACUGCUUCCCGGAGAGCUACGUCCCGACGGUGUUUGAGAACUACACGGCCAGCUUCGAGAUCGACGCGCAGCGCAUCGAGCUCAGCCUCUGGGACACCUCGGGAUCCCCUUACUAUGACAAUGUCCGUCCACUCUCUUACCCAGAUUCUGAUGCUGUCUUGAUUUGUUUUGACAUUAGUCGGCCAGAAACUCUUGACAGUGUGCUAAAAAAGUGGAAAGGUGAGAUCCAGGAGUUCUGCCCUAACACCAAAAUGCUUUUGGUCGGUUGCAAGUCAGAUCUGCGCACAGAUGUGAGCACGCUAGUAGAGCUCUCCAAUCACAGGCAGACACCAGUGUCCUAUGAUCAGGGUACAAAUAUGGCCAAACAGAUUGGAGCAGCAACGUAUAUUGAAUGCUCAGCCUUACAGUCAGAAAACAGUGUCAGAGACAUUUUUCAUGUUGCCACCUUGGCAUGCGUGAAUAAAACAAAUAAAAAUGUUAAACGAAACAAAUCACAGAGGGCAACGAAGCGAAUUUCACACAUGCCUGGCAGACCAGAACUUUCCACAGUGGCUACAGAUUUGCGAAAGGACAAAGCAAAGAGUUGCACUGUGAUGUGAAGGACCUAGAUUACCUUAAGAAGGAGGAAGAGUGUGUUUGGGAGAAGAGAAGACUCAAUGAAGUAUGCAGCCAUGUGGUAUAUAAUGAGGGCUUAUGCCAGUGCUUUAAAGGAUACUCUUCACCUGUUGUGUGAGACUGUACUUAGGAACUGAGCAUGUAGACCAAGCAGUGAGAAGAAAUGGCUCUAAAUGAGGUGGCAUCAAGAAAUGUUAUAUGGAAGAAAAUGCCAAAAAAGGAAAACAUUUGAAUGUGCUAAGAAAAGAGAGAAUGAAUGGAAAAAUAGCACCACAAAGAAGAGAGAUGUCCUUGACAGUGCUUGUUUGUUUUGUUAAUGCUCUACUCCUGGAUGCUACCAGUUUCAUUUCGAUAAAAUAAUACUUUUUUUUUUAGCAGACUUACUAUUAAUAUGCCCUCCUCCUUAGGAAGCUAUCCCUGUGACUUAUAGUUGGUUUUCCAGAGGAUAUGAUAUAACUUUCUAGUAGCUCACCAUUAAAAUGGAAAUUACAUGAAGGCCCAUGGGUCACCUAGAGGAAAACACUGUAUGGGAGAAGUUUGGCGUUUGUCUUGCUGAGAUGGCAGCACAACCUAAACUUGAGCAAGUUGGUGAUGAAGAUGACCGUGUGAGACUUCCCAGUAUUACAGGUGCCCUCGCUACAGGUCAGAUUGGCAUGUGGGGGCAACCUGCCCAUUACAGGACCCUUGACUUUCCAUUCCUCUUUGUGAUUGUAAUUUAAAAUGGAAAUGAUCUCAAAUUCUGGUGUACUGUAUGGGUAUGUCACUGUAGGUUCAACUACAAAAUCAAAUGAAAGGUGCUAAGAGCUAUGAUUAAAAAUGGUCCUUAGUUUUUAAAAAGUAAUUCAUUAAGCCUUACUGCCCUUGUGGGGAAGCUCUGAGACUCCUCUGCUUCUAUUAGGCCUUGAAGAGCCCAGCGGUUCCCAAGAUCUAGCCCUCUGCAAACGCUCUGGAGAAGUGCUAUUCUGUGAUAGGGUUCUCUGCAAUUAUGUUUAAACAAAACCACAAAUCUGCAAAUGAGCCAGCAGAGCCAAAUCAGCUUGUAUGCAAUACACUCUCAUAUGGUGAUUUGGGGCAACCAUCUCUUGUUACAGGUUUCAUUUGCUCACAGCGAGCACUGUGAGGAAAUGGAGUCUGCAGAACUGUGACGCCUUAAGGGGUCCCCAGCGGAAACUAGAUACUGCAGUUAGUCUUUAAGACGAAUAUAUACAUAUCCAGACAAUGAUCGUUAAGCAUAACUUCAGUGAACCAGAUGAGUCGAAUUCUUUUUAGCUUACUGAUUACUCUUGUUAAAUAAAUCAGCCUUUAAAAUAGUUUGCAACUGUUUACUGACCAACCUCACUUCAUGGCUUCUCUCAAAGAAAGGAUACUGUAAGCUCGAACCAGUGUGGCUGUAGCUUGUUGAGAACAAGCAUUGUUUCCAAUGAUAAUGCUUCGUUUUUGAAGUAUUAAAGCUGUGUUCAUGUUGACUUGUGUAAAGGUAAAGGAUUACCAUAGUUAAUACUCAGCUCCAUGUGUUCCCAGCACUUUGUUUCAUCUGCUAAAAGGAGGAAAAAAAAAAUCCAAUUUCCAACAAAAAGGCAUUUUUACCACCAUUAAUAAGCUUUUGACUGAUGCAACCAUGCGCUUAGGGCAGUAUUACAAAAUAGCUGGUAAGUGCUUUCUGUAUUUAAAUAUUGUGAAAAGAAAAUAAGUUAUAACUGUUACAAAACAGGACAUCCAUUACUUUUUUUUUAUUGUUGAAGUCACUUUGUACGUUUGGUUAAUGUUUCUGCAGUAUUUAUUAAAAUACCUUUUUUUCUUUGAAUAAAAAAAAAAAGUAAUUGAGUUGUAGUGUAAA